Scatophagus argus is the source of this 2360-nucleotide messenger RNA. RefSeq names its product protein shisa-2. The transcript is spliced from 2 exons. Lineage: Eukaryota; Metazoa; Chordata; Actinopteri; Scatophagidae. The record is from RefSeq and is a predicted model, not a curated record. Bases 634 to 1509 code for a protein of 291 amino acids.
GUUUGCAUUUGACUUUUUACACGCCCCUUCCAGUCUAACGCAAAGUUGGAGAGACUCUGCGCGCUUUGGCUCAGUCGCGCUGGACUGACCCAGACUUGGUUGGCAGACUUAUGACGCCCAACAAUGAGGACCAAGCCACAAGUGUUUGAAAAGUUAUCUUUGAGCGCGGGGCUGGCGGUGAGGGGUCUCGGGGGUGACAGCGGCAUGGGUCAGGCUACAAGUGUUGGUUUCUGUGCGCUCCUGCGGGAAGUCAUUUGAAGAGUCACAUUGAGACAUGAAGAGCUUCUCCGUGGAGUCUCAGGAGAUCGUUUAGUCCUGGAGUUCGAGCUCUGGAGGAGGUCAACCUUAAGGCUCUAUCAUUUUCUGGGACAAGUUUAUGUUCAGUAGCAUCUCGGAUAAUCACCUACACUGCGAAGUCACUUUUGGACGAGUUGGAUCUGAAUUACGCACGGGAUUCCCCUAACAAAUGACAGCUUCGAAGCGGUUUGUUGCCUCCUCACUUCAUCCCCUCAGCUCCCUGCAUUGCUCCGAUCCACCUCAUCACCUCCCUCGCCAGGUUAGGUGGACGCAGGAGUGAACCCUCUCUGUCUAUUUCGCUGCGCCAGCGUGCGGCCGCGGGCCACCUGGCUGAGGAUGUGGGGAGGAGGUUUCCAGAUGUAUGUCACCGUGAUUGUGACCCUGUUCCUGGUCAUUAUCGACGUUAAAGCCAGUGGGGAGUUUUGCCACGGCUGGCACGACUCCCAAGGUGUUUGGAAAGAAGGGUUCCAGUGUCCGGAGAAGAUCGACGGGCAGGACGCGAUCAUCUGCUGCGGGAAAUGCGAGCUCCGCUACUGCUGCUCCAGCACGGACGCACGGCUGGAUCAGGGGAGCUGCGAUAACGACCGGCAGGCUCAGGAGCCCGGGGCAGAGAACAAGGAGAACAAGGACUCCGGUGCAGUGCCCAUCUAUGUGCCGUUCCUGAUCGUGGGAUCCGUGUUCGUAGCUUUCAUCCUGGUGGGUUCUGUGGUUGCUGUGUGCUGCUGCCGCUGCCUCCGGCCCAAGCAGGAACUGUCAUCAGGCGGUGCGACAGGAGGCGGAGCGAGCGGUGGUCGCCUAUUGGAAACCAUCCCUAUGAUGGCCAGUGCAGGGACCUCCAGAGGUUCAUCGUCCCGCCAGUCCAGCACAGCCACUUCAUCUAGCUCCUCUGCCCCGCCUGCCGCACCCCGUCCCGCCCCCCCUGCCCUCAUGCGAGCUCAGGCCUCCUGCUGCCUGCCCCCUGAUGCCAGCGUCUUCGUCAACAUGCCCACUAACUUCUCCGUACUCAACUGCCAGCAGGCCACGCAAAUCAUGCCUCACCAGGGACAGUUUCUGCACCCGCAGUACAUCGGCUAUGCCCACCCUGUGUCCCCUACCCCAGCCUUCCUGGACCCCACUCAGGGAGGGUACAGACCCCUCCAGUCCCCCUGCCCUCCUCCCACCAGUGGGUCCAGCAUCACCAGUGACCAGAAAUAUCCUCCAGUGACUGUGUGAUGAGGGGCCAAGCUGCAGACCACUCUGCCACUUUGUUGUGAAGUUUAACCUGUGAGGGCUGUGCCAGAGACCUUUUUUUGGGGGGGUUGGGGGGGGUGGAGACGCUGCCAGAGUGGAAAAAGAGCGGCAGGGAGUCAGACUCACAUGAAGGACUCAUAAAGCCACUGAGGCAGCGGGGCCUGCCCUGCUAUUGUGUGCGAUGUGUGUCUGUUUAGUGUAUCAUAUGAUCUCUUGGCAGGUUUAAAUGAGCUAAGCUCAGCCUAGGACGGGGUGAGACGGAUGCAUAACAAAAAGUUUCUGUCUUGACAAAUAGGCUGGAGGGUUAAACAGCCCAGAUGGGUGAUAAUUCCCAGUUCAGCGCAGCCUGCGGCUCAAAGAAAGACUGUGCACGUGUCUGCGUUUGCAUGAAUGUGUAUGUGAGAGUGGGAAAAAUAUUUGUUGGCUUAUAGGUGCUGGAAUGAGUGAUGUAUGGAAUGAUUGCAUGAUUUGUAGCCGUGAAGUAUGAAAAAUGGAUAUUCAAGUAAAAAAAAAAAAAAACCCUAUGACCACAUGCUGUGUUUUCAUGCCAUGUGCACAUCUGCACUUGUGAAUGGUUGGAAGUGGUUUAUACAAUACAGUAUAAGUUUGUUUGUGUUGAAAGUAUGAGACAGGAAAGCUUGUGAAAAGAUGUUUGUACUGUAUGUGUGUGAGUUAGUGUGAAGUGUGGAGGGAUGUGAGCGAACUGCGUGUAAUGGGAAAUGCAGGUGGCGUGAUGUGAAAGGCAGUCGCGAUCUCCCUGUAGAUCAUUUAAACUCUAAUGAAGUGAACACAGGACAUGGACUGUGACGCUCCACCCUCAUUCACCGCCCCCC